AUGAACUCCCCUCACGACUCGGGGCGCUCAUCCGCAACGAGUACGGCGCAUUCUGUGGGUUCAUUGGGCGAUAGCGGUGGGGCACAAAAAGAUCAUUCUAAUCCGCUCCCUGAGAAGGAAGAUGAGGAGGGCGUAGCAUGGGAUGAAAGGCUCAGGUACUUUGUUGGCGUUGUGAAAAGUGCGUUCGAUGCCAUGAGGUCAGAGCAGCGGCUAUGCAAUGGCUCUGUUUGCUCCAAGCGGUUGCAGGAUCGAAUAGAGUGGGACUACCCAGCUGAAUAUGCCACAUUUGUCAACGGUUUGUUCAACCGUUCGUGGGACCGUUUCCUUGAGGCAAAAACAGAUAUUGUCUGCUAUCCCCACAAUGAAGGCGGUGCGGAGUCCAACACCAAGUGGUUGAUGGCCCAUGGUUCUCUGCGUUGUCGACUGCGGACAGAGGAUAUAAACCGCGUUCGGGAUGCAGAUGAAAUGCUGGGGCGAAUGGUUCGCGACAAGUGCUUGUGGGAUCUGGAGGAUGCCUGUCGCUCUAUCCUUAUGGAGGUGUUUCUCUCCAUGGAUGCCUCUGCCAUUGUGUGUAAGGGGUGCAUGCGACUGAACAAGAGUGAACAGUACCAUCUUGGGAGUUUGGCGGUGUGGGAGCCCAUCCUUGCAAGGUUAUGGGGCCGGCAAACUGUUGGUGGUGCUGUGCGACUUCGUGACAUGGAGCGCCCUUCCCAGCAGCUGGGGUUUCACGUCCGGCUGAGGUGCCGCUGGACGGAGCUUCUAGGGAACAAUCUUCUCGCAAAAUGCAUAUGUGGAUCUGUUCUCCGCGUUUUUCUUAAUGUUGAAAAGCCAGAAAUGCUCCCUGUCGCGGGUGCCGGCGCAAGGCCUGCGAAGGAGGAGUUGGCGGUGAAACUACAUCAGCCGUCUGGCGAAUUGAUUGUGGCUCUAGGCGACACUGGUUUAUGGGGCCGCCGGCCUCCGUCCUCCCAGCCGAAUCCCCCCUUUUUGGCCUGUUGCAGGGGAUACCCGCGUCACACGAGAUAG
Molecule: messenger RNA, 1023 nt
Organism: Trypanosoma brucei brucei TREU927
Lineage: Eukaryota; Euglenozoa; Kinetoplastea; Trypanosomatida; Trypanosomatidae
Exons: 1
Coding region: 1-1023 (340 amino acids)
Source: RefSeq, a predicted model, not a curated record